Messenger RNA from Malaya genurostris, 7111 nucleotides. It is a transcript of the gene RhoGAP1A, whose product is annotated as active breakpoint cluster region-related protein. The record is from RefSeq and is a predicted model, not a curated record. The transcript is spliced from 11 exons. Gene Ontology annotation, biological process: positive regulation of GTPase activity; intracellular signal transduction. Bases 1581 to 6008 code for a protein of 1475 amino acids. Lineage: Eukaryota; Metazoa; Arthropoda; Insecta; Diptera; Culicidae. Gene Ontology annotation, molecular function: guanyl-nucleotide exchange factor activity; GTPase activator activity. Gene Ontology annotation, cellular component: membrane.
UUUUAGUCAUCCUUCGUCGUUCGUUCGUGGUUGGUUGAUGGACUGCUUUUCAAUGUUCAAGUUUACUUUCUCGCGGUUUGUGAUAGAAUGUUUUUCUGUAUCAUAGGCUACUUUCUGAAAUAGAUUGAUCAUUUUAGACUUUACGGCAUUGUGACAAGGAAGUAGCGCACCUGUAAUCCAGUUUGCUGUUUUUGUGCGUUAGGCUAAGCUCGCAAUUAGCACUCAAUAAACGAACGAGAAUAAAACCAGUUGUGUGAGUCUCGUCGUCAUCAUUAACGGAGUUGAAGAUACUAGAAUGCAUCAUCGGAUCUGUCAGUAGGUGUAAUUCAAUUAUUGUGCAGAAUAGCAAAGUGUUAGCUUCGCAUAACACGGAAUUCAAUUCAAUCAAAACAGUGUUCGUGUUCUUAUUUACUCGCAAAUGUGACAUGAAUAAAGUGUUGAAGUGUAUAUUGAUUGCGGAAUUGCGAGUUCAACUCAACGUCGUGCCACCUCGCGCCCCACCUGUGCAGUGCGGUGAAAAAUGGUAGUGAAACAAGUUAAUUAUUCUGGCCGAGUUGGAGCAUAGAUUCUGUUGAUGCUAUUGUUUUGCGUCGUGAAAGUGGGAGCCGUCGACAUCGUCUCGCCGCCGUUGUCUUCAUCGGAAACCGAAACCGGAGCACCAGCAAAGGAGUGGUUGGUGAAUCUCUCGGCUCGCUGGUUUAGAGGUAUAUGCUGACAGAGUGCGCAUAAAUAUCGAGGGCGUAUGGAGAGUCGAGAAGGCCGACUCCGCCGAAGGGAACCAAAGUGCAAAAGAGAGUAGUAGUGAAUGCAUUUCAUCUACUACACGCGGAGAACUCGAGAAACGAACAACGACGACUUAACUAACAGAGUACAGAGGGAAAAUAAAAAAGAAGUUGCUCAUUUGAAGUGCUCUCGAAGCAAACAUCAACCAUCGUGUGUUGGCCGUGGUCUCGAAACCGAGGUGUGCUUAGUACUGUGAUAAAAUUUCACACUUGCAGGAGGAUAUCGGAAGAAUGAUGGUGCCGCCAGUAGAACAGUGCUUCCAAAGUGGUAUCGAUUCCAGCCUUGUGGUUGACCAGUGACCAGUUGUGAAACGAUUUCUGAUUUCAUUUUUUGUCGACCAGACCGGACCGGCUCGCGGAGGCACCGAGCGUGAAUUUGCAUAUUUCAACUGGGGCUCUGGGGCAGAAAUCGCGAGACAGAAAUGAAACGUGUAUGAAAUUGCCGUUCCAGGAAUUUGAAACGCGAAAGCAGCUAGUCAGUCAGGCCAGGCCAGGCCUAUCCUAUCCAGAAAUACCCACCUCCUAAAUGCUUGUGUUUGCGUGUUUUCAGUUUUGCUUCGCGGAAUAGUUUCGUCUGAUGUGCGUUCUGAGUGCGUGUCUGUCCGGUUUCGGUGUGCCGGCUCAUUGUUGAUUGAUUCCACUGUGGGGAAACGAUUUGUUUACAAUCUAAAAAGUAUGAUUUAAUAAUCGAAACGAGUCUGCUUGGUCCACACAGGGUUCGCGGUAGUUACAGUGAAGGAUAAGUGAAUUGAAGAAAAAAAAUAUAUCAUAAAUAAAAAAAAACGGUGAAAAUAAACCAUGAGUGUGUUCAGUGAUUUCCAGAGAAUGUGGGUUCAACGGUUUCCGCAAAGUUCACUCUCGGACGCCUGGGAACAGGACGUCCGUGCCAGUUUGGCUCGGCACAAGCAGAAAAUUGCCGAGCUCAGCAAGGAGCUGGAGCAGGAGACGCUGUAUGUGGAAUAUCUGGAGCGAUUGCUGGGCGAUGUGGAGAAAUAUCGCGAUGCCGGUGGUGAUCCAUCGGCACUGUUCGAGGCCAACUCGCCGGCUUCGGCUGCCAAUCUACUGGCCAGCAGCAAGGAACAUGACCUAGAAACACCGGGCGGCGGGGAGAACGAUGAGAACCAAAUCAUCAAAGCAGCUAGUAAUCACAGUCUCGAUAAGGACACCAACGGGGCGAAAACGGAUGAGGAAGUGCCGGGUGAAAAUGACCCCAGUGCAUCCACCGGACCGGUGGCUCUGCGCAGGGACAACCUACACAAGGACAGUGCACUGAAUCAGUGCAUCAAUGAGCUCACCUCGAACCUGCACCAACGACGCUGCGUCAGCAGUGACAUUUCUUCACCCACCAAAUCGUCAUCGAUGUCCUCGUCUUCCUCACCUUCGUCGACGAUGAUAACCUCUUCCGGUAAGACUGGGCAACCCAACAGUGCCAACGCAAGCAACAAUCCGCAGGACAACACUUCCGACGGCGAACAGAGUCGUCCGCGACGUUCCAGUCACAGUGACGCCCUACUUUCCUCGCCAAGUCAUUUUGUGACGGUGAUAGAAGUCAAAGAGCCUUCCGAGAGUGCUCCCAAUCAGCAGGACGAGUCGAAGCGACAUUCCAGCUCAUCCACUACCGCCGUUCCGGCCUUACCUACCAAAACUACCAGCGACAAUAGCAAUAAUAACAAUCAUCCAACAACAAUUAUCCAACAAUCCAGUACCACUGCCUCCGGCAAACCCAACAACUAUGAAAACGUACUAAUCAAUACCAAACGCGGAAGCUGCGAGAAUCUUAACAAUAACAACAACAGCAACAGUGUGCAUCACAGUCAACUACAGAAAAACAACGCAGCGACAAGUGAGCAGCACAGUACAUUCCUAGACAGCUCCAAACAGCAUCCCAAACCGUCGGCACCACCCCUGGUGGGUUCAUCGAUCGCCGAGCGAACUUCACAGCUCAUAGCCGGCGGGCAGGAGCUCAAGAAAAAGGUUCCACCACGGCCACCACCCAAAUAUCCUCGCCGAGCGGCACCGGUGGAACCUCCGGUCGUACCAGUAACGGCAAUGCACAACCUACGACGGGAUCAGUCUUCCGAUGGGACACCAGAUAGUUCAUUGGAACGAAACAUCAAACCGUCGGAAAUCUAUCGACAGAAAUCAUCGGACUCGCUGGACGUAAAACUUGGAUCGCGAGCUUCCAAAACAGGCGAAAUGGUGGAAGAGUUUGGUAGGAAACUGCCGAAAUCCGAUAGCCUCAAGUCAAAAUCGAGCACGGAUAGCCCUACCGGAUCGCUCGGCAAAAAUACCGGAGUGUCACCAACCGGAAGCCUGAGCAAGCUGGCUCAUACUGCUGGUAGCAGCGAGAGUCCCACGGGUAGUUUGGAUAAGAGCAGUAACCGUGCGAACGACAGUCUACAGUCAGUGGGAUCGAAGGAAUCAUUAGCGUCCACUGGCGGUGGAAUGGGAGCCAUCUCGGAGAGGAUUAAAAGCUACGAGUCCAUAUCUUCUCUCAGCUCGGAUAGCAUGAGGUUAGGUACCGGGACGGCACAAGCAGAACAGGAACAUUAUUAUGAUACGGUUCCGCUGGAGAAUGGCGAUGGGGACUAUGUGUACAUUCAGGCCGGUGGUACCGGAACCGGUUCUACUUCUAGUCGAGACGAUAUCUCAACGGCCGGCAGUACUCUGCCUCUACCGGUGUCUCACCCACGAAGUCACAACAGUAGCCAGACGAGCGUUCAACUAGAGCCAGAAUCUCCGGGACGAAGUUCCAACUACGUUAAUAUCGACUAUUUUAUACACAGUCAGAACCUUGAAAAUCGGAGCAGCUCAAUUGAUAGCGAUGGUGAAGCAGACGGUGGACCACCAGUGCUUAUGCGUGCAAUCUCCAACGAAACCGAUUCUGGUCAACAGGGACAUGGAAUAUUCCGAAAGAUUUCGAAUGCCAAUCGCAACACCAUCAUUCGGCACAUCGUGACCAGUAUUAUCACCAGCGAAACAUUGUACGUCGAGUGUUUGAACAAGAUGAAACAAUACAUGAAGGCUAUACGGGCCACUUUGACCACGUCGCAACCUGUGAUAUCUGAAGAAGAAUUUCAGACGAUAUUUUUUAAGAUCGAGGAACUGCACGAAGUGCAUUCGGAUUUCCUGAACGAACUGAAAGCGAAACAACAACCGCUUCCCGAGGGAGAAGAGCUUUGCGUCGGUGAAGUAUUCCGCCGGCUGGCCGCUCACAUACACCUAUAUGGGGCGUUUCUUCAUAACUACGGACGGGCGAUCGAUACGGUGAAGAAGUGUAGCACACACAGUCACCAGUUCAAGGAAAUUGUGUCUAAUAUAGUGUUUAAGAACCAGAACGAACAAUCACUGUCGCUAGAGGAACUCCUCCACAAACCGGUGGCUCGAGUACAGAAGAAUGCGCUGGUGUUGGAGGAUUUGUUGGCUCAAACACCCGAGCAACAUCCGGACUAUCAUGCGUUGCGGCAAGCGACUAAAACGAUUCGUAAUUUCCUGUCUGAAUUUAAUGUGGUCCAAACUAAGUCGAUGUUUCCGAGUGACGAUAAAGCUCUCCGGCGGUUGGUGAAGAAUUCGUUCAUAGUCGAGCUAGCGGACGGACACCGCAAGCUACGGCAUCUGUUUCUGUUCAACGAUGUAAUCGCUUGUGCCAAAUAUAAAGCAGCUGGGCGGGAUCGCAAUGGAUUUGAGUUUGAGUUGAAGUGGUUUAUUCCACUGCGGGAUAUCGUUAUCUGCGAGGAAUCAGUCAACGACCCGAAGGAAACCAGUCCGAUCAAUAUCGUACAUCUGAAGUCGCAGGCCUGCACCGUGCGAGACCAGAUCAUGCUGGACGAAAGGGACGAGAAAAAGCAACGCUCGAGUGGAUCGCGGGCCGGCGAUAAGCAUAAGAAAAAAUUGGCCGAUUUGGAAGCCCAGCUGGUACUGGCCUCACCGAAUCUGGUGUUCAAGAUUGGCAACAAGGCCACCGGGAAGACGAUGACCUUCUUCCUUAGUUCGGAUUUCGAGCGGACACAGUGGAUCGAGUCUAUUCUUACGUUGCAGCAAUCGUGCAACCUUCCCGGUCAGGUCCCGGUUCAAAUCUAUGACCUACAGGCUUGGAUAACCGCCUGUCAGGCACUCAUCAAAACCGAGAUGGGAUCGUAUCUUAUGCGAAAUGCACGUGACGAAAGCCUACUGGUCGGUGAUCUUCAUUUAACCAUUCAGAAUUUGAAUGGUUUCGAACAACCAUGCGAUCUGUUCAUUUGUGUGGAAAUCGAUUCUUACGGUCACUACUUCCGCAAGGCAAAAACGAAACUGGUUUGCCGAAGUGCAUCACCCCAUUGGAACGAGUCGUUCGUGUUGGAGCUGGAGGGAAGUCAGAAUUUGCGAAUACUGCUGUACCAGGAUGACGCACUAAGACCUAUCCUUAGGGCGAAGCAAAUUUUAAAGGUAAGCGCGGAAGAUUUAAUUGUGUUCAUACUUGUAAAAACCAAGCAUUUUCUUCAGUUGAGUCGUCAGUGGCUUCAGGAGGCACCAGUCACCAAAGUUUUGAAAAUGUCAGACACGCUAACGCUUAGUACAGUGAUUCGGUUUGUUCCCGGAGAAGUGACGUUGCGACGGGUUCCAACGUCUAAACCAGGGGCUCUGUUCGGAGCUAAACUUCAGCAAGUCAUCAAACGCGAAAAACGUGACAUUCCAUUCAUCGUGAGUGCUUGCGUUCGGGAAGUCGAACGCCGUGGCAUGUCCGAGGUCGGCAUCUAUCGAGUGUCGGGAUCAGCAUCGGAUGUUGCCAAGCUGAAAAAAUCGUUCGAAACGAAUGCCUACGAAGCGGAACAGCUGCUUAAGGAGGUAGACAUACACUCCGUGACGGGUAUUCUGAAGUCCUACCUGCGAGAUCUUCCGGAGGCACUCUUUACCGACCAGUAUUACCCGAAAUUUUUCGAAACCUUCAAUCGACACUCCAACCUCAACGAAGCAUCGCGAAUCGAGGCACUGCAUAAGAUUUUCCUUGAGCUACCGCAAUCCAACAAAGCCACCAUCGGAUUGCUGUUGGAUCAUUUGAUGAGGGUGCACCAGCAGGAAAUCGAGAACAAAAUGUCGCUCCACAACCUGGCGAUGGUGUUCGGUCCAACCUUGCUGCGGCCUGGACCAACUGCCGUCAAACAGAAGGACCUACUGGAAUCCAGCACCGCAGACGUGAUGACGCAGGCCGGCAUUCUCUACAGCUUCCUUCAAGCCCGACUGAAAUGAACCUAGACUAUGAACACUGGAAUAAUGAGGGUAUGUUUAUAAAAAAAAGCAUUCACAUUUUGUAGAACUAUUUGUAGUACCAACAGUAUUCGUAUUCAAUACGAAAUGGAAGCGCAAAGGAGAAGUUACGCAUUAUUUGUAUGCUGUCGCGAUCGGUACACGGACACUCCGUAACUUUUGUUUGACUGGUUGAAGAAAUUCAGUGUUUUGUUUUUUAUUGCAAUGAAAACUCUUAACUUUGGCUUGUCCAGUGCUGAAAGCAACUUUUUUUUUAUAAAUUCUGACAAUAUAAAACGUUGAAAAAUGUUCGAAAACCGCAAAAAAACACCCACCUUUCCUUUAAAUAAAGUAUGCAUUUUGAUUUAUCUGUGUAGAUAUAAAUAUACUUAUAGCACUGUUUAUUUCUGAAAUAAACUUUAGUAGUUCAUAAAAAAAGUUUAGUCAUUUUCAGCUUUUCGUAUGAACAUAGUUUUUUUUCUUCUCUUUGUAAAUUCGUUUCCCCUGUGUAUAUAUUAUUAGUUCUUACUAGUUUAGGAAAGCGAACAAAAGUCACGUUUUUUGGCAGUUAUUCUACGGUCUUCAAGGCAGUUAGUUGAACGGAUAUGUUAGUUGCUAGGGUACGUAAUUUCGAGAGGUGUUGUUUGCGCAAAUCAGUACAUUCGCAUUAGACUAUCGUUAUGUGUACAAUAUAUUUAACAUGUGUAUUCUUACAAUUAAACAAUACGAAUUGAGUUAUCAUUGAAAUUACAUUUGGACGUUAUAGUCAGAACCGAUGGCAUGAAAACUCUUAUAGACUUAAUGAUGAAUAUACAAUCAAACACCGUGUAAGAAUUAAACAGCCAAAACAAAAAAUGAAACACACACACAUUGCAGCUAAUUGAAUGCAUUCUUUAUACAGAGCUAAAAGCAAUGUUUAUCGGAAGUCUUAGUUCCGUCAACAUCAACAUACACCACUUACUGGUAUUUUUGCAUGCAAAGAAAAAACGUAUUGGACUGUCGUCACUUAAGACAACACAGUGUAUUGCUGAAUUUAUCUUGUAGGAUUUUCUCUUUAAACUAAAAAAAAAAUGAAAUAAAACAAUCUAUUGUAUUGUGAAUUGAAA